Molecule: messenger RNA, 3265 nt
Organism: Musca vetustissima
Lineage: Eukaryota; Metazoa; Arthropoda; Insecta; Diptera; Muscidae
Gene: CngB
Product: cyclic nucleotide-gated cation channel beta-3
Exons: 6
Coding region: 17-3265 (1082 amino acids)
Biological process (GO): monoatomic cation transmembrane transport
Cellular component (GO): plasma membrane; intracellular cyclic nucleotide activated cation channel complex
Molecular function (GO): protein-containing complex binding; intracellularly cGMP-activated cation channel activity; cGMP binding
Source: RefSeq, a predicted model, not a curated record
AACUAUUCCGAAUCUUAUGAUGAAUAUGGAAAAUAUGGGUCGUCUACGCAAGCCGGCCACUGCUGGUAGUAAUGAUACCCAACUGUUACUGAAAUCUUCUCCCAACAUAUUGGAAAAUUUUCCCUACGAGGAUUUCAAAUUGAAAUUGGAUCGUUCACAACCGAAACGAAUGACGUCACCACCAAUACGCCAUCAACAAUCCGCUGGCUCACGUUCAAAGUCACCUCUGUUUUGUGACACUCUGGAACGUCAUGCCUUCAUGCAAAAUGUCAUUAACACCAAGUCGAACACACGCAGCAACUAUGAUGUGCGCUAUUCAUCGCCCAGCCAAAAGGAGGCCACCGUAAGACGCAGUUUGGAAGAGAUUUCCAAAGAUAUCAAAGAAAUCGAAGACUUCCUCACGGUCACGGAACAUGUCCUGAAACAGGAGCGCGAAUUGGACAUCGAAAUGGAAAUGGAACAGAAAAAGAAAUGCAAAGCGAAUGGCAAUGGUAGUCCCAAUAAGGAGAACAAAUCUCCCUCGCCAACCGGCGGCAAUCGUUCGCGACGUAACUCCAGUAAAUCGGUGACCUAUAAGAUCAAUUCAUUUCGCAAUCGUAAAAAGAAAUGUGGAUCACCGAGGUUUCUCAAUUCACGUUUGUAUUUUCGCAAUGGCCGUAUAGGGUGUUUGGAAGCUGAGAAUGCCACCUCCAAUGUGGAAAGUACCCAUGCAUUGGUCAAGCACAUUCUAAAGUAUGAAAACGAGAAGCCACUGGUGAGUCCGGAAAGUGUGAGCAGGGUAUUAAAUGGUGGUCCAAGAGAUUCACCUCCAAGAAAAUUAUCAACCAUAAGUUCCAAUCAUGUCCCUCUGCCAGGACAAGUUUCGGAAAAUCCCAAUGGCCGAGAAGAAUCAUUUGAAAUGCAACCUCUACAGGAUGUCAUAUCAAAGGCAGCUGGAAAAGUUCUGCUCGACCAUGGAGACUCAGGAGUUCAUAACUCCCCUCAAACAGAAAGUUUUGGUUCUAAUAGCCAGCCCUUGGUGGAUGAAGAUGAACAGGAUGUGCAGAUUUGUUACGAUGAGUUACCGGAGCUGCCCAAUGAAGAACAAAAUAUGGGUGCUCUUAUGGACAGUGAACUGGAUGUCAAUGACUGCGAAGUGCCGGCACAUGUGAUUAUUAAUCGUUUAUCGAGUGCCGAUAGUUUAGAUUCGGAUGGUCAACAAUUUCUGAGGGACCAAGUUCGGCACCUGGUGAGGCGAUUCACAGCACGAGCUAAUAAAAUGAAGACGCGCCUCGAAAUGCCACCCACACCCAGCAGCAGUGCUUCUUCGCCAUCUCCACCGCCACCACCCAUUCAGCCCAAACCGCACAUGACUUCUUUGCUUCACAGGGGCCACGAGUCGCCAGCAAAGAAGCAUCCAACACCGGCACACACUCCGAAUAAAAAACCUCUUUUUGUUGCCGACAAUCCCCGUUCCAAUGUUUGGCUUUGUUCUAGUCUCUGCAGCACGGAUGAUCAGAAGACAUUAGAUCCGCAAGGAACUCUGUACAUCUCAUGGUUAUGUGUGGUCUCAAUUUCAUUUCUUUAUAAUGCCUGGGUAAUACCGUUGCGGUCCACGUUUCCAUUUCAAACGCCGGAAAAUACCAACACUUGGCUUAUUUUGGAUUUUUGUGCUGACAUUGUCUAUCUGGUGGAUGUGGUGUUCUUCAAGCAUCGUAUUAUGUAUCUCUUCGAAGGGUUUUGGGUAAAGGAUAAAAAUCUGACACGCAAGAAUUACAUGAGGAAACUGCAGUUUAAGUUGGACUUAUUGGCCCUACUACCAUUGGAGUUGCUGUACUUCAAAUAUGGAACAAAAGCUGUUUACUUGAGAUUCCCACGUUUCCUCAAGAUUCAAAGUUUUUGGGAGUUCUUUAAGCUGCUGGAUCGUGUAAUUUCUUCGCCACAUAUUGUUCGCAUAGCCAAGACACUUUUGUAUAUGCUGUACAUGAUACACUUGACGGCAACAUUUUAUUAUGCCUACAGUGUUUAUGAAGGUCUUGGAACCAAUCGCUGGGUAUUCAAUGGUAAAGGGCAUCCAUAUGUACGCUGUUUUGCUUUUGCCACAAAAACUGCAACAUCCAUUGGUAAAAAUCCCAAACCGGAACAUGAAGGUGAAUAUCUUUUCAUGACAGCUGCCUGGCUGAUGGGUGUUUUCGUUUUCGCCUUGCUUAUUGGUCAAAUAAGAGAUAUCAUAUCGACAGCAACUCGGACCAAAAAUGAAUAUCGCCAGCUGGAAGAUGAAACCCUGGAAUAUUUGAGACGUCUGAAUCUACCUCAAGAAGUACAGAAGAGAGUUCAAAUGUGGUUUAAAUUCACCUGGGAUCAGCAACGUACCCUCGAUGAAUCCAACAUUUUGGAUUCCCUGCCCAUUAAUUUGAAAACCGAUAUAGCCAUCUCGGUGCACAUACAGACCUUGUCUAAAGUGCAACUUUUUGCCGACUGUGAAGAGGCCCUGCUCCGUGAUUUGGUAUUGAAACUAAGAGCUGUUACCUUCCUACCCGGUGAUUAUGUUUGCCGCAAGGGCGAAGUGGGACGCGAGAUGUACAUUAUUAAAUUGGGACAGGUGCAGGUGAUGGGUGGACCCAACCAUGACACAGUCCUCGCUACGCUAUACGAAGGUUCAGUAUUUGGUGAAAUUAGUUUACUGGGUAUCAAUGGCGCCGAUCGCCGAACCGCAGAUGUACGAUCUAAAGGUUAUGCAAAUCUAUUUGUUCUUUCCAAAUCGGAUCUCAACGAAGUCAUUGCCUAUUAUCCCAAUGCCCAAUCGAUUCUUAAGAAGAGAGCUCGAGCCCUCAUGCGUAAGAAUGCGGCACGCGAAAAGGAGGAACGAGCUCGAAGUGCCGAACAAGCCGAUGUGGUUAUUGGAAAUCCAAAAACACCUGAAAAUCCUCCGAAACUUUUGCAAACCGUUAUACAGGCAUUACCCUAUGAAUCGCCGGCUGUUAUGCUCAUUACACGUGGCUCGAAGCGUAUGCGUAAAAAACGUCACUCCGUCAAAAUGGAAACCAUUGAAGAUCGAGAAGUCGAAGAAAUCAAUGAAGGACUGAAUCAUACUAAAGCAAGAGAUAGUUUUAUGUUACCACGUGAUUCAAAAUCAUAUUCACCGGAUUUGUUAUCUUCAAUACAACGCGAGUUGGAGAAUAAAAAUCAAUUUAUAAAUUUAACGGAUUCGGAAAAAGCUUUGAUCAUUUCAACAUCUAGUCAUGAUUCGGUACGAGUUGAGGAUAUUGAAGAGUAUGGAAAGUGA